Molecule: messenger RNA, 423 nt
Organism: Coprinopsis cinerea okayama7#130
Lineage: Eukaryota; Fungi; Basidiomycota; Agaricomycetes; Agaricales; Psathyrellaceae
Exons: 5
Coding region: 1-423 (140 amino acids)
Source: RefSeq, a predicted model, not a curated record
AUGAUGCUGCAGAAUAACGACGAAAAAGAGACUAUCCUCCAGGAAUUGGUUCUCCGUUUAAUUCUCUGCGAACAGUACAAGGAUGCUUUGAAUGAGUUGGAAUUGUACCUACCGGCAUUUCCGUACCAAGACAAUCCCGUCCUCCACACAUAUGCCGGGUUACUCUCACUGUACCUCGCUCAAGAAUCGGCCACAGAUAAGGGGUUAGACCCAAUCUUACUCCGAGACGCACAGUCCCAUUUCGACCAAGCCCUCACACUCGACCCAGAUAACGUAGUCGCCCAAGAAUUCAGCCAAAGUAUACCUGAACUCCGUAAAGGAGGACGCAUGCUCGUACACGUCCCUUCGGAUGACGAAUUCGAGAUGGAUCUCGACGACGAACUUGACAUGCAUUCCCCAAAAGUGAAGAGGACGCGAACCUAA